GCAGGGGUUACUCGACAACAAGAGAACAGCUAACAAGUUCCGUCUGCUUGUCGAGCGACGACAACGAGACAGAGUCAUAAGCUUAAGGCUGGAGGAGGCAGCAGCAGCAACACUAGCGUCAGCUUCCCAUCGUUGCUCGGUCACUGGUCGAGCGCGACGAUGCUGCAUCCGAUCGUCAUGGCAACGCAGAACGUCGCUCACCGCGACACGCCGCUGCUCAGCGGAUACGCCGGCCUCGCUGAUGGACUGCCAUGUGACAUACACCUAGUCAACCUGAGGACGUUGCAAGAGAAGCCGGUCGGAGCAAACGACUUUCAGCCCAAGGACGAGGCGGCCAUGUUGCUGCACCGGUUCGGUCAUGACUGCAGUUUCCCGGCGCGGGCGAUGCAAUGUGAUGUGUCAGGUGGCAAGGUGGCGUUGAGCGGUCUCUUCAAGGACCUUGAGAUAGCACACGCUGAGGAGACGACUCUAUCGUUGAUGCACAGCCUGGGAGAUAAGUCCGCAUCGAGCUCAAUCAAGCUAGAACCCAUGGAGAUCAACACGUACAAAGUGCGCUUAAAGUGAACACCUCCCCCCAUGUGAACGAAAGAACAACAUGACCUCUAACUGCCUAGUGACGCAAGAAGAAGAAGACCUCUAACUGCCUUGAAAACUAACUUGUUUUUUCUACGGACCGUCGCGGAGGGGGUUGGGGAGUAAUUGCGGGUUGGGGAGCGCCGCCGCAGCAGCAGUAGCAGCAGCAGCAGCAGCAGCAGCAGCAGCACCGACACCACCACCCCCACCACCACAGCCGCAGCA
Molecule: messenger RNA, 798 nt
Organism: Priapulus caudatus
Lineage: Eukaryota; Metazoa; Priapulida; Priapulimorpha; Priapulimorphida; Priapulidae
Product: alpha-mannosidase 2x-like
Exons: 4
Coding region: 160-564 (134 amino acids)
Biological process (GO): carbohydrate metabolic process
Molecular function (GO): catalytic activity; carbohydrate binding
Source: RefSeq, a predicted model, not a curated record